Messenger RNA from Dreissena polymorpha, 3663 nucleotides. Its product is annotated as beta-hexosaminidase-like. The transcript is spliced from 11 exons. NCBI's taxonomy places the organism in Eukaryota, Metazoa, Mollusca, Bivalvia, Myida, Dreissenidae. Gene Ontology annotation, cellular component: membrane. Gene Ontology annotation, biological process: ganglioside catabolic process; glycosaminoglycan metabolic process; carbohydrate metabolic process. Gene Ontology annotation, molecular function: polysaccharide binding; beta-N-acetylhexosaminidase activity. The coding region runs from base 222 to 2792 and encodes 856 amino acids. The record is from RefSeq and is a predicted model, not a curated record.
GUGAGGGACAGAACUGUUUUUAAACAUAUUCGCUAUUCGAAUUCAUUAGAAUUGAAUUCCUGACGUCAUAGUGACUUGCAGUUGACAUAUGCCAUUUAUAUGUAGUGCUACGCCGGCUUCCUUACCUGCCACCACAGGGCUACGGAAUACCGUUAGGCCAUCGUGGUGACACAUCUAAAUCCAGAGGGCGACAAUGUGAUAACAUCCAUCUCAUAGUGCUAAUGGAUCAAGCAACUUUAGAUGAAUUUGGAGAAACCUUAGGGAUAUCCUACAAGGUUAUCGACAAUUUGUCUGAUGGCAAGAAGACGUACACCGCUCAGAUUGUCCUCACUAACAACUGUGAUAAGGAGCUCAAGUAUGAAGACUGGGCAAUAUAUUUCUGUCACCUCCGCAUGAUUGAGCCAGACCAUCUCCCACAUUCCACAUGGUAUGACAUUAAAGAUGCAGGCGUGAAAUUCACGCAUGUCAAUGGCUGCCUGUUCAAACUCUCACCUACAGAGAAAUUCAAAACAAUUAAAAAGGGAGAUACUGUAAAGUUGCAAUUCAAAGCACAGCAUUUUUCUGUUGCCAGGAGCGAUAUAAUGCCCAACUGGUACCUUCUUUUUCCCACACUACGACCAGUGUUGAUUAAAUGUACAAUAGGGGAAGACUUGGCCUUCGUUGAACCAUUCGACACUGAAGAGGCUUGGAAGAGAUUUGAUUACGAGCUUCAGGACGGUUCCACGCGUUACGAUCACUACAACCCAUAUAAUCUGCUGGAGAGGUUUGACAGGAACAAGUGCGUAGAUCCUGGACCUACUGGUACCACUGUGUUACCGAGGCCACUGAAAAUGUCAGUGAACGAAGAGAGUCGUGUACAGAUACUGCCUGAAAAGUGGAUACUUUGUGCAGAUGAGGAGUUGGAUAAUGAGAGACAGAUUCUUGCCAAUGCUCUAAGAAUUACGUCCAUAAACAACCGGAAAACUGAACACAAGAUCCACCUAAAACUGGAUCCUCAGUUGAAAAUCAACGGUGAAGACUGCUGCAGCGAAUUGUACACUGUCUCCGUGGCAACCGACAGCAUACGGGUCAGUGCAAGAUCACCCCCAGGGGUGUUCUACGGUAUACAGACUCUGUUGAGUGUACGGAGAAGGGAUGGUACCUUCCCCGAGUGUGAGAUUGAAGAUCGCCCUAGAUACGGUUACCGUGGAAUGCAUCUGGAUGUGUCUCGGAACUUCCAUUCCAAAGCACAGGUGAUGAAGCUAUUGGAUGCCAUGGCAAAGUACAAACUCAACAAGUUCCACUUCCACCUGACGGAUGAUGAGGGAUGGAGGCUAGAGAUACCCGAUCUGGAAGAGCUCACUCAGGUAGGGGCAAGACGAGGCCAUGUAAACCAAACUGACAUGAACUCCCUACUGCCGUUGCUGGGUUCUGGGCCAGGCUUUGAUACGUCGGGCACCGGUCAUUACACUGUAGAAGAGUACAGAGAAAUUCUGUUGUAUGCCAAACAACGCCAUAUAGAAGUUAUUCCAGAAAUAGACAUGCCAGGUCACAGUCAUGCAGCAAUUAAGUCUAUGAAAGCGCGACAUAAAUUAUUUAUGGCGCAAAAUGACAAGGGGAAAGCGGAAGAAUAUCUUCUGUCAGACUUGGACCAAGAUAUCAAAUCAGUGUCCCAUUCCGUUCAAAUGUUCUUGGAAAAUGCCAUGAACCCUGGACUAGAAUCGACGUACACAUUCGUGAAAAAGGUUGUCAUGGAAUUGAAGAAGAUGCAUGAAGGUAUCAGCCCCUUACGCGUGUUCCACUUUGGAGGGGAUGAGGUGCCUUACGAGGCCUGGGAAGGCUCGCCAGCCUGCGCAAGCCUAGUGGACUCCGGGGAGGUUAAGUCCAUGGAGAAACUCAUGGAGCACUUUGUGACGCGUGUUGCGGACAUUGUGGCGGAGUGUGGGUUAGACGUAGGGGCUUGGCAGGAUGGAAUCAUCUCAGAUGAGUCUGAUAGGCAGCCAAUCAAAAGGGGCAAGUUUAAGAGCCAGGAUGUGUUAGUGUACGCAUGGCAGAACGUCUGGGAGAUGGGACUAGCAGGGUGUGCGUACAGGCUGGCUAACAACGGCUACAAGGUGGUAAUGUCUCAAGGAACCCACCUGUACUUUGACCACCCGUAUGAGCCCGACCCUGAAGAGCGAGGCCUCUACUGGGCGUGCCGUCACCUUGACACACGCAAGGCCUUCUCCUAUAUGCCGGACAAUCUCUAUGCCAAUGCCGACGUGCGGCUGACGGGCGAACCCAUCGACAAGGACUACAUCAAGAGACAUAAGGAGGACCACGAUGAUCUUAAGAAACCAGAAAACAUUAUUGGAAUUCAGGGGCAACUAUGGACGGAGCUGGUUCGUACCUGGGACCAGAUGGACUCCAUGAUAUUCCCACGGCUCCUGUGUGUGGCUGAGAGGGCAUGGCAUAAGGCCGAGUGGGAGGCGGAGUCAGACGCUGACAGGCAGCAGGAGGGACAGGAUCUGGACUGGGCGCGGUUUGCACACAUCCUGGGCAGCAAGGAGCUGGCUCGACUGGACUCGAUGGGCGUGGCAUACCACCUGCCACCGCCUGGGGCUCGGUACUUAGUUGAAGCCUGCAAGGUAGAGUUGAACACUGCCUACCCGGGCCUUCCCAUCUUCUACAGCCUGGACGGCGGUAAAACAUGGACUGAAUACACAGAGAAAAUAGACCUAUUGCUUGACACGGACAUUCACAUGAUGACUAAGUCUUUUGAUGGUAAAAGGAGCAGUCGGUGUGUAGUGAUGAAGAAGUCACAAAUAGUAUAACGCAAGCUUGGACAUUUAGUAGUGGAUCCCAUCCGGGUAGUCUCUUGAAAUCACCAAGGAAGAACCUAUCAGCUAGAACUCCUCACCUUUAAGCCCAUUUGAGAAAUAAAUUCUGUAUUUAAAGACUUUCCAAAGAAAAAGAGGCAUUUAGCGCUUCACUUGUGUGUCGGUCGGUACAUUUAUAUGUUGGAACCUUCAUGUGUAGGUUAAAAGGAAUCUUGGCUGCGACCAAUUUUGACAGAAUUUUGGCGUUUUUUUCACUAAAGAAUAUAAACUUGUACAUUUUGUGGGCUCUACUGAAAUUUAACUGCUUGGCGGAUUUCACUCAAACUUUCACAUCUAAAUAAUCUUCAUUAAAAGGUGACAUAAAAGAAAAUAAUUUUAGCUGCAGCCACUUUGGAAAUUAUUAUUUCACUAUUUCAUUUUGUUUUAAGUAUUUUGUUUUAGGAUUUAUUCUUUACACAUGUAAAAUUCUUUAAUUUCAGUUGAAUAUGUUUAGAGAAAUGUUUUGUUGUUUUCCUUAUAUGGUUGUUGAUAAAUUUAAAAUAAAGUUGUGAUUUACCUCAUCCUUAAUGAACUGCAGGGAUGUUUAUUAUAUUUAUCCCUUACAGGGAUUUAACUGGUUGUGAUAUGUUAAGGCUUAAACAUCUAAAAAUAAAAUAAUGAAUGUCACUAGUUAUAUCUGCAAGUAUACAAUCAUUGAAGAUAUUUUUCCUUAUCAUUGCGCUCAAGUUAUUAUAAAACCUUGUACAAUGUUCAAUUUCAUAGUGAAGAUAAAUUUACCUCAAGUUGUGACAUCUUUUGCAUUUUGUUGUGUUCAUAUUAAAAAUUAUAUGAAAUAAUGUUGAUUAUCAAAUAAAAAUGAAAUGUU